UCUGUCCGCGCAGCCUGCUGUUGGCUGCGACAAACCGGGAAACUGCACAGUGAAAACCCUCACAGGAGCAGAAGCGCCCGCGUUUGCCUCAUUAAAUCGACUAAAAUGGAACUGUGCCGUUUUUUGAAAAUGCGUACCAGCGGUCUAAAUGUUUGGAUAAGUGAGGACACGUCUGGAAUUGUGGAGAUAUAGACGACUUUGCGGUUUGCAGCUGUCAAGAGAAUAAAACGCUGUCGGCUCUGAAGGGUUUCUGGCUCGCUUGUCACCCUAAUUUGCUCAAUUUUGCCUUAUUUUUCAGUCGGCCACCCUCCACCGCCAAGGGUAUGAGUGCAAAGGAGCAGGACCGGCUGCGCUCCCUCUUUCACUCCUACGACCUGGAUAACUCGGGGCGCAUCGAGAGAAACGAGUUUCUCACCAUCUGCGCGGAGCUGCAGGUGUCGGCUGCUGAAGCCGACCGGAUAUUUAACCGACUGGACGUCGACCAGGACGGAACCAUCACCCUGCAGGAGUUCAUCAGCGGAUUCCACGACCGGUACAGGGAUGUCAUGGAGCCUGACGGAGGAGACUCGUCCGCCGCCUGGGAGAACUUCGAGAGGAAAAUCGGCGAGCUGGCCAAGUUCAUCCCCAGGAAUGAACAAGCAGCUACGUUGUACCAGAACCUCAGUCUGAAUGAGCCCAGACUGAUACCUCAGCUUGAGAAAGUCAUCAUAAACUUCAUCAAAGAGAUCAAACAGCAGAAUUCAGAGAUGGAGAAUCUGGCUCUUGCCAUCAAACGAGCACAGGACCAAGCAUCAAUGCAGCUCAGUGAAAUGGAGGAGGAGAUGGACCAACGCAUUCAUGCUACUGAGAGAAAAACACGAGAUCAGGAGAAGAAGCGAACAGAGGCUGCGCUCAGUGAGUUACGACGAUCUUAUGAAACUGAAGUGUGUGAGCUGCAGUGUAAGAUCCAGAGGAUGCAACUGAUCGAAGAGAAGUACAAGAACAUCACUGUGAAAGACGAGAGCCCAACGUUGAAGAAGAAGAUCAAUGAGCUAACACUGGAGAACCAGCGGUUAAAACAGGAGCUGCUGAAGUCUCAGACCAAAGUUGCCUGUCUGCAUAGUGAGAUGGACUCACUGAAGACGGAGCUAACUGAUCAAAGCAUCAGCUCUGAACGAGACGAGGAGCUCAUGAAACACUUCUCUGAUGAGCGAGACAUCCUGGAGAGCCAGAUUGAGAUUCUGCAGAUAGCCAACAGGAAGCUCCAUGACACCAACGAUGGGUUAAGGGCCGCUCUGGAGAGGAUCACCAGGUCUGGUAACGGGGGCUCACCGGGGAACAUCAAGGACAGAAGCAGAAGUAAAAGCAUCUGCUACACAUCACCUUACGCAUUAAUGGACAGGUUCUGCCAGCGUAUGGAUGAUUACCCUCUGUACGGCAGCCGGCCCAGCUGUGACACUCUGGCUUUGGCCAUGUGUGACCCAGGUUUGAGGCACAGACACAGCAGCGAGUGCGAAGAGGACAGCCUGCCUGAGAUCUACAUGGACAGCGGCCUGUCGACGCUCAGAGGUUCACAUGGAGGCUACGACUCAGAGCAGGAGGUCAAAGGACAAGAGGAGGAGGAGGAAGAGGAAGAGAGAGUGAAGAAGAAAGGGGAGGAUGACAACAAUGAUAGCAUGAUGGGAGAAAACUCUGACACUGAGCCAGCAGAGACACAGGACGGUGAAUCAGCUUUCGGCUCGGACAGCAGCUCAGUUUUGGAAUGGAAGCCCUCCGAAUCCUUUAGUAUGGUCAACCCCCCACCCCCAACUAAAAGAAAGGCCCUCAGUGCCAUCAGUGUUCAGAAGGAGGACAAGGACAAGUCUGACCUGGGUUACAUGACCUCAGAGAAGGCCUACAGGAUCGUAUUGGCUGGCGAUGCUGCCGUGGGAAAGUCCAGCUUCCUGCUUCGCCUCUGCAAGAACGAAUUCACACUAAACUCCAGCACCACACUGGGAGUGGAUUUCCAGAUGAAGACACUUAUCGUGGAUGGGGAGCCUGUUUCACUGCAGCUGUGGGACACAGCAGGACAAGAGAGGUUUCGCAGCAUUGCCAAGUCUUAUUUCCGCCGGGCAGAGGGAGUGUUGCUGCUGUACGACGUCACCUCUGAGAAGAGCUUCCUGAAUGUUAGAGAGUGGGUGGAUAUGAUUGAGGAUGUGGCCCAGGAGGAUGUUCCCAUCAUGCUUGUGGGUAAUAAGUGUGAUCUUAGACAAGAAGGAAUUGACUGUGUUCCUACCAGCUAUGGAGAAAAACUGGCCAUGACAUACAACACCCUGUUCUGUGAGACUAGUGCCAAAGAUGGCUCCAACACUUUGGAGGCGGUGCUGCACCUGGCCAGGCAGGUAACAAAACAGGCUACUUUUGAUGAAAAAACUCACUAUCAGUCAGUGACCAGCUUAAAUGCUCCCAGGAAUAAACCAAACUUCUCCUGCUGCAACUGAUCAAAGCCGUCAAUUCGUCUGACUUGAUGUGAACUCAGCACGGGUGGAAAAAGGAGCCCAAAUGCAGAAAUGAGACAGGAUCUCUGCAGCAAUGGGAACAAAUCAUCAUUGUGAAUAAAGAAAACAGUUUGACUUAUGGACUGAGUGAGGAAACGCGUGACAUGGGAUCACAGCAGAAUAUCCACAACUUCACAUCACCUCAGAAGUCUUUAUGUUAUUCAAGGUUAUUUAAACAUGAUGUAUUGAGAUGCAUUUCAGCCUCAGUUUGAACACUUCCUGUUUUAUGAAUUUGAGAAAGUCCAUGUAAACUUCUUGCCAUGUGAAAUUUCUGGGUUUUUUUUUAUGUUGUUGUUGUUUUAAUUACACUAUAAGUUCCUUCUACAUAUUUGGUUAACGGGGGCCGUGUUGUGGAGAUACUCAAGAGCAGAAGUAAAAUGUGCAAGAAUGAGUUGAAAGCGAAGCCAAGUGUAUGAGAAUGUUUUUAAAGCGACAUUAGUACGUGAUGCUGGCACAUAAUUUCAUGUGAUAGAGGACAGAAAGUUAUUGUUAUAGUGAGAAAGUAAGACCAAUAAGAUAUUCUCAUGUGAUAAUGCUUUUAUCUGUGGCAGUUAUCUAAUUACUUCUGAGCUCAGUUAUAAGCAGUCUAAGUGCUGGUUUGCAUGUUGUACGCCUGAAAGGAAACAAAAGUUAUUAAAGACUUGGAGGCGCUGAGAAUUGCGAGAGAACUUAAGAAAUGCUCAGCCUCGAACCCUGGUGCAACAUGUGAUUUUAAGAAACUUUGUGACAAAGAAAUAACCCACAGUCUUUAUUAUUUUACCCCACAGUGUUACAUUUCAUUUCAUUUGACUUCCUACUGAGGAUGACGUUGUCUUGUAGAAUUUAUACUUUUGGAGCAGAACAUCUAGCGGAUCAUUCUCAGUUUGCACGAAUGCCUGCCGUAGUUUCAUUAUCUGGUAUGAGUUAUGAAUUUAGUUUAAGCAUAAACAAAAGGUGGCAGGAAGUGAAUACCUUUUUUUUAUCCUUCAGUAUACAGUAUCCACAUGUGAUGUUCAGUAUGUCUGAUUAUUUCCAUUAAUAAUCUUAUCAUCCUGCUGAAGGACCGUGCAUAAUGGUUUUGACAUGCUUCAAAUAAGGUGAGAAGGUCAGCACAGUUUGAACUUCUUCCUAAACUUGUCUUUUUCAUUGUUCACACAGUUAUGUGUAGCAGUGUAGUGUCCGUCUUUUUCAUGUCCCUUUUUGCAAUUUUUCACAUCUUCAUCACUCUUUGUGUGACGGCAGGCUUUUCACCCACCUAAAGGUGCAUCCAUUUUGGAAACAUUUUGCCUUCAGACGGCACUUUGCAUGUGAAGCAUACAAACCAUUCAGACUGUGUCUACAGACGCCACGUGUGUCGCAUUGAUGUGUGACAGAACUGACCCUCGGCUUCACACUGUCCUUCAUUUUGAGGAUUAGUGUUAUCUCAGUGUGCAUGGAGCAUAGAAGCUAUUUAUUUCUUCACAGAUGUCUUUGCUGAUGUCAUAAGAAAUGCAAGGUAACAAUGGUCUGUGUCCGUGUUAAAAGUGUCUUUGUCAAUAAAAACUAUAAAGUGAAUGUCACAACAUAACAAGACUGGUAUCAUCCAGAUAAAACAAUAUAUAUAUCUUUUUUUUUUCAUUUGCAGGUUUGUUUAGGAAGUAGUGCAGUAAUUCUAGACAACUGCAUUU
Messenger RNA from Scatophagus argus, 4162 nucleotides. RefSeq names its product RAS and EF-hand domain containing (gene rasef). The transcript is spliced from 17 exons. The coding region runs from base 324 to 2459 and encodes 711 amino acids. NCBI's taxonomy places the organism in Eukaryota, Metazoa, Chordata, Actinopteri, Scatophagidae. The record is from RefSeq and is a predicted model, not a curated record. Gene Ontology annotation, molecular function: GTPase activity; GTP binding; calcium ion binding.